AUGGACCCAACUCUGCAGUCUCACCAGCUCCACCAGCUGGGCCAGCCUCAGUCUCAAAUGGUGUCUCAGUUCCAGCAGCCACAUCUGCAGCAGCAGCUCCAGCAGCAGUUGCAACAACAGCAGCAACAGCAACAGCAGCUCGACUCGGCCACUCCUCAGGAUGUCCUCGUCGAGGCGCGCAAGAACCUGCAGGUCCUGAUCGACUCGGGUCUGUCCAAGGACCUGCUUCACCAAUGGGUUGACGACGAUUCCUUUUCUGUCCAGCUUUCGUUCCCGGGCCAGGCACCGCCAUCCACAUCUACAUCUACUCCUCCGGCUUCUACCGCCACUCCCAUCCCCUCGCCGCUGCUCUCUCAUCCCGUCUCUGUCUCGCCCUCGCAUCAUCUGCAGUCUCCUCAGGCUUCAGCUCUCGCUCCUCCGCAGAAUCAGUCUGCUCCUACGCCCGUCUCCGCCGCCGUCCACAGCUCUCCCGUCGCGUCUCUGUCGGCUUCAUCCGCCGCCACUUCUCCCAUUCCCGUCUCCAGCUCCGGCACUCUUGCCAGCUCGACGUCUCCCGUCAACGGCGCACCUCCUUCUAUCGCAAUAAUCAAAACAGAGCCCUCCUCCUUCGCCGACGAUGUGUCGAGGGCCUGGGCCGCAGCAGCCGUGCUGCCACAAGCCCCCAAUUCCUUGUCCGGAGCCCCCCAAGCCCAGGCAUCGCGGACGGCUGCAGCGGGCGGCAUCGUCAAGUCUGAUGCCUCGACCUUCAUCUCGCCAUCGAUGCCGUAUCUCCACCACCGUCCUCGCAUCUCCGUCUCUUCAACUAGCUCAGGAUCCUCUGGCCAUGCUUCUGUGUGGUCCGUCAACUCCGCACGGUCAUCCAUGUCUUGGGCAUCGGCUUCAUCUUCGCGCACUCAGGCAUCGCUUCCCAUGACUCCCGCUUCUUCUUCCUCAGCCAACAAGACCAACAUCUACUGGUGUACCUCAUGCGAGACCAGCUUCAAGCGAAAGUAUGACUGGAAGCGUCACGAGGAUGAGUUUCACGAGCGUUGGAGAAAGUAUCCCUGCCCCGAGCCAGGCUGUAACCGCAGUUUCUGGGGCUCCAACUCGUUCAACCAGCACCACAAGCAGUGCCACGGCUGCAAGACGUGUCCCCACGCAGAAAAGGUGGUCAAGUUUCUCCGCAAGCGCAAGUACUGGGCCUGUGGUUUCUGCUCUGCCCUUCACCCUGCGCGCGAGCGACACGUUGAACAUGUGGCCCGGCAUUUCGAGUCUGGCCUGGGCAAGGCCGAGUGGAUGCACUCGAGAGUCAUCUAUGGCCUCCUGCAUCAGCCACUCAUCCACGGGGCCUGGGAUGCUCUUGUGACGGCUAAGCAGGCUGAAUUUGGUGGACGCCGUCCCCAGUUCAGUUGGCAUCCGAGCAAGACGGGACGUGCUCAGGGCUUCCUGGAGAAGGAGAAUCCCGGCCAGCUCCAAGACUUGCUCGAGUUCUUCUCCGGCGAUGAGGGCGAGGCUCAAUGGAUCGUCAGCGUUGCCUUUGACCUGUCCGAUAUGGCCUUUGCAAGCGCUCAACCGCCGGCUGCGGCUCCUUCACCGCAGCCGCAGUUUGCGCCCAACAUGAUGGCUCCUCCCUCCGGCUUCCCGCAGCAGCAGCAGCAACAGCAGCAGGAUAGUCGCAUGUCCUUUACGGCAUUGCCCUCCCAAGCACCGCAGCAGAUCCCCACUUCGAAUCCCUUUGGUACCCCUUCUUACCGAGCCUCGGCAGCAUUUGUUCCGUCCCAGGCGUUUCCCUCCUCGGUGCAGCAGCACUCACCCGAUCUAUCAACACCUUCUCCCAUGACUUCUCAACUUGACAAGCGGGAGCUGCCCCCUAUUCCCCAAGGCCAUUCCUUGGCAGACGGCAUGAUGGACUUUGAGUAUUCUCCCGCCGCCCCAGUCAUCUUUGAGGACUGGGAGAGCAUUGCGAGCUCAACCUUUCUCGACACAUCGGCACAUCACCAGCAACAGCAGCAGCAGCCCAACCAGGGUGCUGAUUGGGGGAUAUCCCAAUUUUACGGCAAUUCGAAUAUGAAUUGA
Messenger RNA from Trichoderma breve, 2055 nucleotides. RefSeq lists its product as uncharacterized. The transcript has a single exon. The record is from RefSeq and is a predicted model, not a curated record. The coding region runs from base 1 to 2055 and encodes 684 amino acids. NCBI's taxonomy places the organism in Eukaryota, Fungi, Ascomycota, Sordariomycetes, Hypocreales, Hypocreaceae.